AUGGGACGAGAGAAAGACGUGUCGACGAGGCUUAUCCGUCCUACAAUCCCUGAAUUUGAUACCUCUCGACUACUGAUGUUUGUUGAGCGAUGGGAUCCCAAUUGGGAACAUGACGCGUCGAUAAAGGUUAGUAGUAUGGUAAUAUAUAUUUCAUUGCUGUCAUUGCGGAGCAUGUUGUCAUUGUGUUAUGUCCAGAUUUUUGACGAGGGCAUUGCACAGUACAUGUUGGCUGAUAUUGAAUCACAUUACAAGUAUAUGGCAGCGUUGAUCUUAUCAAAGCCAAGCCUGCGAUGUCGAUUGGUGGAGCAGGAACCGGAUGAUAUUUUGGAUGCUGAAGGGAACAUCAUAACUCUGGUAAAAGUUUCCUAA
Molecule: messenger RNA, 369 nt
Organism: Strongylus vulgaris
Lineage: Eukaryota; Metazoa; Nematoda; Chromadorea; Rhabditida; Strongylidae
Source: the annotation of a GenBank genome assembly